Pocillopora damicornis (cauliflower coral) is the source of this 420-nucleotide messenger RNA. RefSeq names its product TNF receptor-associated factor 2. The record is from RefSeq and is a predicted model, not a curated record. Gene Ontology annotation, cellular component: cytoplasmic side of plasma membrane; plasma membrane signaling receptor complex. Gene Ontology annotation, biological process: signal transduction; regulation of canonical NF-kappaB signal transduction; regulation of apoptotic process. Lineage: Eukaryota; Metazoa; Cnidaria; Anthozoa; Scleractinia; Pocilloporidae. Gene Ontology annotation, molecular function: tumor necrosis factor receptor binding; zinc ion binding.
UAGGUUAAUCGCUGGUUCGUGUUGGUAUGGUAACCUAUUAUGAUACAACAUCCGUGGGAAUGCCCCGUAAGGGAUUUUUGUAGCUUUAUGUCAUUCAGUGAUAAGAAGGAUAUGGAAGCAAUCUCUCUAGAACCAUUUGCGAUGCCUGGAUACCACUUAACGCCAAUUGAUCGAUCUGGGAUCGACAAAAAGAACUUAUGUCCUAAAUGCGACGAGCUCCUCAGAGAGGCAGUGCAGACCAUAGCGUGCGGCCACAGAUAUUGCAAGGCAUGUGUGGAAGAUAUUCUAAGUCAGGGACCAAGAAAAUGUGUCAUAGAUGGGACAAUUAUUCAGCUAAAACAGAAUCACGAGUCACCAGCAGCCUUACAAGGACGAUUUGAAGAAUCACAUUCGCACUUUAAAGAAAAUAAUAAGAAUUGA